Molecule: messenger RNA, 2420 nt
Organism: Conger conger (European conger)
Lineage: Eukaryota; Metazoa; Chordata; Actinopteri; Anguilliformes; Congridae
Product: mothers against decapentaplegic homolog 6-like
Exons: 4
Coding region: 804-2354 (516 amino acids)
Biological process (GO): SMAD protein signal transduction; BMP signaling pathway; regulation of transcription by RNA polymerase II
Cellular component (GO): heteromeric SMAD protein complex
Molecular function (GO): transcription regulator inhibitor activity; I-SMAD binding
Source: RefSeq, a predicted model, not a curated record
CAUGAUAGGAGCCAACCAAUGGCUCCAUCGCGCUCAGAGGCCUCGUGUGAGUGUGUGUGCGUUUCUGAAAAAAAAAGAAAAAGAAGAGAAACGGAGAAAGAAAGAAGUUUAGGGCGCCGUUUGAAGAGAUCUGAACAGGCAGCCAGGGGCACGUUUGAACCAAGGGAUUCCUCAUUGACAAUCUUCAAGGCGAACGUGAUAUCGUGACUUUGGGAUUAUAAACGACUGCUGUAUUAUCAUAGAAAACCAAUGUUCUGGAGUUUUCUGCAAAGGAAUUUUUCAUGGGAUUAAUUCGCAACGGAGAAACUCCAUUCAUGUGCGGAGCGGCGCUUUAAAAAAAGAGAUAUAUUAAGGGAUUUCAAAGUCCGGAAACGACGAGAAUACCAGGCGACUGGCUUCUCACACAUUUGCAUUUGGGUAUUACUUGUAAUGUAGUUCAUGUGUGUCCGGAAUAUUAUCGUAUUGUUUAAUAUUGCAUACAAGUGCUACGAAUGCCGUUUUCCUACGAGGUAGAAAAAAACAAGCGGUUGUCAGUUUCUGUGCUCUCAGGGAAAAUUAUUUAAGUUAAUGCAUUUUGACUUUAAUGUGGCGGUGCAGUUCUGUCACUGUCUUGAACAUUAAUGCAACAUAUAGUAGAUAGUAAUACUAGAUACCUAUCUAAUGUUGCGGUUUGGCCACAGACUUACAGAACUCUGCUGUGCAUUCAUUGCACGGCGUCUAAAAACAUUGAUGUACGUCGACUUACUAUUUGGAAUCCACAUAGAUCUGAACAAGAAUAAAAACAUAGAAAUUUAAACUGUCGUAUGUUCAGGUCGAAACGCUCAGGUCUUGUGCGGCGACUUUGGAGAAGCCGUUUGAUCCCAGGUAGAGAACAGGGCGAUGGAUGUAGCAGAGCCCGGUGCGAGGGGGUUCGGGACAGUAUUAGCUGCAAUAGUCCAGAAAAGGUGCCAAAAACAGAACGCAGAACUGUGGACCAGGAAGGGGCGUUCGUGGAGGACUACGGGGUAGUGCGCGAGAGGAAUCCCACUGGAGGGGGUAGCUCGGAGGUCACGUCGGACCAAGACGAGGGAGCAAUGUGUGUCCUGGAGUAUAACUGUCCCAGAUCCGCGCAGGAGGGCGAAUGCAAAACGGUUACGUGCUGUUUGUUCAAAGACCGGGACUAUUCUCUGCCGGGGAGCCCUGUGGCGAGGGUUAGGAGCAAAGAGUCCGGGUCGUGUCAGCGGAUGACGAGAAGUCUUACGUCCGGGGACUCCGGUGCUGCGGGGUGGCAGGACUCGUCCCCCCCCUCCGCGAUAGAGCAGGACCUCCAGGCCGACACUUACUUGUUUUUGAAGAGACUGAAGGAACAACCGCUGGAUGCCUUGUGGGAAGCCGUGGAGUCUAAAGGGGGGAUGCCGAGCGAUUGCGUCAUGGUGUCGCGGACGGAGCUGCGGCUUGGCGGCCACACAGCGCCCCCGCAGCUCCUGCUCUGCAAGCUUUACCGCUGGCCCGACCUGCAGCACGCAGCCCAGCUCAAACCCCUAUUCAACUGCCAGAGCUUCGGAGUUCUGGACGGCCCCGCGGUCUGUUGCAACCCCUAUCACUACAGUCGACUCUGUGGGCCAGAGUCGCCUCCACCACCCUACUCACGGCUCUCCACCAGUGAGGAACUGAAGCCGAUGGAUCGGUCGGAUUCGAUGCUGUCGUACACUGAAACGGAGGUUACUGCUUCCCUGAAUGGCACACCUGCAGACUCCGGCACGUCUCCGGACGCGGCGAAGCAGACCCACUGGUGCAGCGUUGCAUACUGGGAGCUGCGGUCCCGAGUGGGCCGUCUGUACGCGGUGCACGAGCACUCGGUCAGCAUCUUCUACGACCUACCUCAGGGAACGGGCUUCUGUCUGGGCCAGCUGGGCCUGGAGCAGCGCGGGGGCUGUGCUGGGGACGGGAGCGGGGGCAAGGCCAGGGGCGCGGUCUGCCGCACGCGCAGCAAGAUCGGCUUCGGCAUCCUCCUGAGCAGGGAGCCCGACGGCGUGUGGGCCUACAACCGGAGCCAGCACCCCAUCUUCGUAAGCUCGCCCACCCUGGACCCGCCACGCUGCCGCGGCCUGCCCGUGCUCAAGGUCCCGCCGGGGUACUCCGCCAAGGUGUUCGACCACCACCGCUCCCGACCCCCGAGGAACCCCACCGCCCCCCCGGCCUCCUCCGCCCCCGACCUCGCCCGCGCCGAAGGCCCCUUCGACCCCAACAGCGUCCGGAUAAGCUUCGCCAAGGGCUGGGGCUCCUGCUACUCCCGGCAGUGCAUCACUUCCUGUCCCUGCUGGCUGGAGAUCCUACUCCACCAGAAACAUGACAGACAGCAGCAACUGCAAUAAAGCCUCCUCUGCAAUAACUGCUUUUCUCUCAGCGCAAAAAACGCAAAAAUCCUAUCCCAAAUAAUC